GAGAUAGAUAUACACUAAAGCAAGGCUGCUGUAUAUCUUUACCAAUGAUGGGAUAUAUGUUAUAUUAAAGCAUCCCCAAGUCCCAUCCUCUAUUCUUAUGCAACCCAUAGGAAAGAAAAGCCAGCUCAAUUGAGAGAUAACAAAGAUCUAUACAAAGAGAAGGAAUUUUCCAAAAGAUGAUUCAAGAACUCCUAGGAGGCUCUUCUGGCUUUCAUUUUGGAGGUACUGCUGGGAGAAGAAUCUCUAUCAAUGGAACCAUUUUGGAUGGAACCCUUGCUUCUUCUCCAUCACCAUCUCCAUCUCCUUCAACAACUUCGUCAUCAACUACAACUACUAACUCUACAGCUUCAGCAGCAAAGUCUGAUCAGACCCAGAAUUUGAGGUGCCCCAGAUGUGAUUCCUCCAACACGAAGUUUUGUUAUUACAACAACUACAAUCUCACCCAGCCUCGUCACUUUUGCAAGACUUGUCGUCGGUAUUGGACCAAAGGAGGUGCUCUUAGGAAUGUUCCUAUUGGAGGUGGAUGUAGGAAAAACAAGAACACUACUACUACUACUACUACUACUACUGCUUCUGUUUCAACAUCUAUGGGAAAAUCAAGUGCUGCUAAGAUGAAAACAGUAGUGUCUGAUAUUGGAAGAACUGGUCUUGGAAAUGGGUUCGAUCAUGACCUUCAAUCUAGUCCAAUCCUUUGGGCUUCACCUCAGAGUUCUCAUCUUCUAGCCUUAUUGAGAACUACCCCAAACCCUAACGCUAACACUUUGUCUACUAAUAGUCCUGUUAGUAUUAAGGAAGAGGUGAGCUUGCUUGGAUCACAUGCCAUGAACGAGCCAGCUGUUGCAAAUGCUGCGUUAAAUGCUCGAACCCUAGGUUUGGAUCCCCUUAGCCAGGUCCCUUCUCUAGGACUUUGCAGCCCUUUUUGGAAAAACAAUCAACACCAAGCUCAACAGCAACAUCAGAGUAAUAAUAAUAAUGGAUCGUUCCUACUAGGUGAAGUUCAAAACACAGGAUUUCAAGGACUGUAUCAGAGGCUGAAAUCAUCAUCAAAUUAUUACUCUGAUAGCUCCGCAGUAGUUCUAAGCAAUGUGGGUUCCUCUUCAUCUUCUUCAACAGUUUUGGAGUCAGCUCCAGUUGCAGGUGGAGAACUGGGUUACUGGAAUCCCGCAUUUUCAUCAUCAUGGUCUGAUCUCCCAACAACUAAUGGUGCAUAUCCGUAAAGAACCCUUUUCCCCCCCUUUCAUUUUAUAUCAUCUUUUAAUUAAUAUGCUAGUGGUCGUUGCAGUGCAUUCUGGUAUAUGGAUAUAUAUAUAUAUAUAUAUAUAUAUAUGGCUGUAGGGGUAGCAUGGGGUUGUUUCGUUCGUUCGUAUGUUCAAUUCUUUGUUUUCUUUCUCUUUGAAGUGUGAUUUGAGGUGUGUUUAAUUAACUUAUUAGAAUGUACCAAGGAUGAAGAUGAAGUAUCAAAGGUGGAAAAAUGUUAGUAGUUUUAUUUAUUUUCAA
Messenger RNA from Gossypium raimondii (Peruvian cotton), 1497 nucleotides. RefSeq names its product dof zinc finger protein DOF5.7. Gene Ontology annotation, biological process: regulation of DNA-templated transcription. Gene Ontology annotation, molecular function: DNA-binding transcription factor activity; DNA binding. The coding region runs from base 177 to 1217 and encodes 346 amino acids. Lineage: Eukaryota; Viridiplantae; Streptophyta; Magnoliopsida; Malvales; Malvaceae. The record is from RefSeq and is a predicted model, not a curated record. The transcript is spliced from 2 exons.